Molecule: messenger RNA, 1432 nt
Organism: Amaranthus tricolor (Joseph's coat)
Lineage: Eukaryota; Viridiplantae; Streptophyta; Magnoliopsida; Caryophyllales; Amaranthaceae
Product: pistil-specific extensin-like protein
Exons: 2
Coding region: 359-892 (177 amino acids)
Source: RefSeq, a predicted model, not a curated record
UGCUUACUUUGAAAAAUAUUUUCAAAAGUUAUCUAUUAUACGACCUUUUUAUAUUUUUUUGCUUAUUUAUUUCAAAUUUUCAACAAAUUUUAGGUACUAGUUGUUUAAUAAAAGGUCAAAGUUGAGAAGUUGUAAGCACAUGUAAAUCAAUUCAACAAAUCUCUUUUAGAAAUUAGAACCAUAGGAAUAUGAAGUAUUCAUGUACCUAAAAAUUAGAAGACGCGCAAAGGUUGAUAGUAAUGUGAAGUUAGUAAUGACUUACUAGGAUGCACGUCGAGGUGCCAUCCUUUCCACUAAUACUCUAUAUAUUUGUGCAGUAAUGAGAAAUGUAAAGUCAAACUAAUGAGAAAAUUAGAGGAUGGAAAUAAAAAUGAAGGUAGGUGUGUUGUUUAUGAUGGUAGUGUUGGGAUGCAGCCUGAAAGCAUGUGAAGCUACAAUAGAUGACUCUGAGUUCUUUCAUGUCAGCGGCUUUGUUAAGUGCCAAGAUUGUUCUCAAACAUACUCUCAAUGGGUUCAAGGCGCUAAACCUAUACAAGGUUCAAGAGUAUCAAUAACAUGUUUAGAUGAUAACAAAAGAAUAGCCCAUUAUGGAAGCGAUGAAACGGACAAAGAUGGACAAUUCAACAUGGCUGUAAACAAAACGAGUCACAGCAAUAAGAAAUUGAACCCAAAAGAUUGUAUAGUCAGAUUGGUUUCCUGUCCAGAUACAACCUGCAAUAUUCCUACCGAUUUCGAGCAUGGCAAAACAGGGGUGAAGCUGAGACAGCCUUCAGUUGUAUACAGGGGUACGACUCAAUUUGUCGUUGGGCCUUUUUAUUAUACUACUCCUGCUUGUAAUGAUGACCAAGACUUGGAUGCAGAUGAUACAAGUACCUACCAAGGAUCUUACUGAUCUUAUUGAUGUAACAAUAAUAAUAUACUUGUAUUUUCAACAUCAUUAUGUGAUAUAUAUUUUAACUUAAUGGCAAUUCUUUGUUCACACUCUUAAUUCCUUAAAUAUUUGUGUUUUGACUUGGAUUAUAAAUGAUAGGUAUUUGUUAGGGUUUGGGUCGGGUCUAGAAUCUAGAUACUACUCUUAUCUAGCUCCAACUUUUUAGGGUCGAGUUACCAGAGGAGCCGUGUGAGGCUGAAGCUCCACGUACGGUUUUGAAGCCGAGCCUUUCCGGCAAUGGGGCUUAGGGACCGAUAUGAUGAUUGGUUUAGGUAGAAUGGCCGGCCUACUACAGGCACUUAUAGAGAUUAGUGUGUGAGACUGCGAUAUAAAUCUAAAAUUUAAUUUAAAGAGUUUAAAUUAUUACACUCAAACGUUCUUAGGGUCUUUGAUGGGUCUAGAUUCAGACACGGACUUUAAAAAUCUUUAUAGUAAUCUUUUAAUUGCAAAUUGGUUUUUCAAUAAUCUUAUUUAUUGAUGACUUGUGGUUUCUCUAGUUUA